Messenger RNA from Lutzomyia longipalpis, 747 nucleotides. RefSeq names its product probable oligoribonuclease. The coding region runs from base 59 to 676 and encodes 205 amino acids. The record is from RefSeq and is a predicted model, not a curated record. Gene Ontology annotation, cellular component: mitochondrion. The transcript has a single exon. Gene Ontology annotation, molecular function: 3'-5'-RNA exonuclease activity; nucleic acid binding. Lineage: Eukaryota; Metazoa; Arthropoda; Insecta; Diptera; Psychodidae.
CCUAUUUAUUUUAUUUGAGAAAAUGAUAAUUUUUUAAAGUUUUUAAGUGAUUUUUGCUAUGAGAUUUCUUCAGUUGGCUCGAAAAUUGACCAAUAAUCUCGUAAGAAGGGAGUUUUCACUUAAAAUGUCUUCUAAGAAUCUUAUCUGGAUGGAUAUGGAGAUGACUGGGCUGGACAUCAAGAAGGAUCGUAUUCUGGAAGUCGCAUGCAUUGUGACGGAUCCGGAACUGAAUGUAAUCUCCAUGUCUGAGGACUACAUAAUCCAUCAGCCGGAUGACAUUCUCCGAGGCAUGAAUGAGUGGUGUGUUAAGACGCAUGGAGAGAGUGGACUCACAGAAGCUUGCAGGAAAUCCAAAUUCACCGUUGAUGCGGUUGAAGAGGAGCUCCUGAACUUCCUGAAGCAGCACGCAAUGGAGAAGGAAUGCCCACUGGCUGGGAAUUCCGUUUACAUGGAUAAAUUGUUUAUGCUGGAACAUAUGCCACGUCUGGCGGAUUUUCUUCAUUAUCGCAUUGUGGACGUAUCAACGGUUAAAGAGUUGUGCCGACGAUGGAAUACGGAUAUUUACUGGAAAGCUCCGAAGAAGAAACUCACACAUAGAGCUCUAGAUGACAUCCUGGAGAGUAUAGAAGAGUUAAAGUACUACAGGAAAUUCAUGUUCCUGCCUCAGGAAAAGUAGAAUUCGAAUUUUAUUUUAUGCUUCUGCAAAACAUAAUGAUUUUUACACAAUAAAUUAACAAAAUCUAAGUA